UUAGAGUAAUUAUAAUAAUUUUGUCUCCCGAGCGCGCUUUAAAGAUGGCUGGUGACUCCGUGAGAUUGUCUAAAAACCUGCUAAGGAUGAAGUUCAUGCAAAGAGGGUUGGAUGCUGAGACAAAGAAGCAGCUGGAAGAGGAUGAGAAAAGGAUCAUCAGCGACGAGCAUUGGUACCUGGAUCUGCCGGAGCUCAAAGCCAAAGAGAACCUGAUCAUAGAGGAGAAGAGCCUGGUGCCCUGUGAGGACCUGCUCUACGGCCGCAUCUCCUUCAAAGGCUUUAAUCCAGAGGUGGAGAAACUGAUGGCGACUCUGAAUCCUAAAAAUGAAGCGGAGGAAGAGGAGGAGGAGGAAGAGAGGCGAAUGCAGACAGACGUCACAGAUGAAGAAAUGGCUCUGAGGUACGAGAGUUUGGUGGGAACCCUGAAGAAGAAGUUUGCAAAAAAGCGCGAGCGAGCGGCGCUGGACGGGGACGACGUCAACCAGAACGUGGCUGAGAAAACCUCAAAGAAAGCUUUCCUCAAACCUCAGGACUGACCAGAUCCUGGCUGUUAGGACUCAGCGGCGCCACGCGGUUAGUUUUAAUCUACCUUCGCCUGCUGGACGUCUGCCGUUGGUGAUCUGACCUGGUGUAUGGUGAAACUCUGAGAGGCUGCGGCGUGUUUGGAUGUUCAGACGGAGCGACUCGCUGGGAUUUUCAGCUGCUGGAACCUCAUGAAGCUCUGAUGUCAUCAAAGCUGCAGUGAAUCUCCAGGGGAACCAAACCAGAAUCGGGUCGGAUUCUGGAGACUUCCUGAUGUUUUACAGUGAAGCUGCUUCAGAACCAGACUCUUUGGACUGAGCUGAUUUCAGUACUCUUUAGUACUUCUUUUUUUUUUUUUUAAAGAAAUUGCUUAAAAUCUGUUGGUUUUUUUUUAUUUUUUGUUAUAUAUCUCUGCUGCUGCAACGCUUCUGGUUUUCUAUGUAGAUGUUUGAAAAAUGGAAUGUUAACGAAGCAAAGUGUCAUUUUAAAUAAACCUCGAUGACCUGU
Molecule: messenger RNA, 1029 nt
Organism: Cyprinodon variegatus (sheepshead minnow)
Lineage: Eukaryota; Metazoa; Chordata; Actinopteri; Cyprinodontiformes; Cyprinodontidae
Gene: mphosph6
Product: M-phase phosphoprotein 6
Exons: 5
Coding region: 45-536 (163 amino acids)
Biological process (GO): maturation of 5.8S rRNA
Source: RefSeq, a predicted model, not a curated record